Molecule: messenger RNA, 1162 nt
Organism: Elaeis guineensis (African oil palm)
Lineage: Eukaryota; Viridiplantae; Streptophyta; Magnoliopsida; Arecales; Arecaceae
Biological process (GO): rRNA processing; ribosomal large subunit assembly; nuclear-transcribed mRNA catabolic process
Cellular component (GO): nucleolus; preribosome, large subunit precursor
Molecular function (GO): RNA binding
Source: RefSeq, a predicted model, not a curated record
GUAUAACUUAGAAGCGUCUAGAAAAACCCUAGACAAAACCCCCUCCAAGAAGAGGUAAGCAGGAGGCCGCCGUUGUUUCGCUGCAGCAGCCGCCGCCGCCGCUCAAUCUAUCGAGAAGAGGAUGCCGAAAUCCAAACGCAACCGACCUGUGACAUUGUCCAAGACAAGAAAAAAGGGCAGAGAGCAUAAGGAAGCAAUCGUGAACUCUAUAAAGCAGGCACUGGAGGAUUACAGUUCUGCCUAUGUUUUCACUUUUGAGAACAUGAGAAAUCUGAAAUUAAAGGAGUUCAGGGAGCAGCUGAAAUCGAGCAGCAGAUUUUUUCUUGGGUCGAAUAAAGUCAUGCAGGUUUCGCUGGGCAGAUCUGUAGCUGAUGAAGCCAAGCCAGGCAUUCAUAAACUUUCUAAGUUUCUUCGUGGUGAUGCUGGACUCUUCUUCACUAAUUUGGAAAAAGAGGAAGUCCAAAGGUUGUUUGAAGAAUUUGAAGAACAUGACUUUGCAAGGACUGGAUGCAUGGCCACCGAAAAGGUGGAACUAAAAGAAGGCCCAUUGGAACAAUUCUCGCAUGAAAUGGAACCUUUUCUCCGCAAACAGGGAUUGCCUGUUCGCUUAAACAAAGGAGUCAUAGAACUAGUCUCCGACUAUGUUGUGUGUGAAGAAGGGCAGCCUCUAUCCCCUGAAUCAGCUCGAACAUUGCGCUUGCUUGGAAUCAAGAUGGCUACCUUCCGCCUCCAGCUUGUCUGUCGUUGGAGCCCUGAUGAUUUUGAAGCCUAUAGAGAAGGAUUGGAUCUUUCAGAUGUCGAAUCCUCAUAGGGUUCAUCCAUCAUCGAAAAUGUGAUUUCACCUCUUGCCUCUACCUUGUCUGUCGUUGGAGCCCUUAUGAUUUGAAGUCCGUUGGGAAGGAGGGUUGAAUCUUUCAGAUGUGAAUUCUAUGCGGUGCCAGUGAUACAAGUGGUGGCGGAAAUUUGGUGGUGCAAUUUUUGUUUCCUUGUGUCACCUACGUCUAGUUAAUUUGGUGGUGCAAUUGUGAGCUGCUUUGUUUGGAAGUUGAUUUCAUGGCAUCCAUUGGAAUGUAAUUUUGCACCUUACCCCCUAGAAAUAAGCGAAUCUAAUUUAAAAAUUGAAAAUGUUUCAUCUAUGCAGAAACAUUUUUGCGUAAGGUAA